GGUGACUGAGACGGACACGUUUCAACAGAGAUCCAAGAUGCUUUUCAACACAGACGGAAAGACCAUUCAAUCUCAUCUCAGAACACUCAGCGUUCUUCAUCUUGUCCUAGCACACUUCUGUAGAGGUCAGCCUCAGCUGAUUGGCUCAUCUAAGCCAAUAGUAGCAACCCUUGGUGAUGAUAUCAUUCUGCCAUGUCAUCUGGAGCCUGCGGCGGAUGCGUCUGGUCUGAUGGUGGAGUGGGCCAGACCCGACCUGAACCCCAGAUUUGUCCAUGUGUGGCGUUCUGGAGUAGAACUCGCGAGUAAAAAACACAAAUCCUUCGUGGGAAGAACAUCACUGUUCAUCGAUGAGCUGAAGUCUGGAAACAUUUCACUGAAACUCUCCAAAGUGACACUCGCUGAUCGGGGAACAUACAAAUGUUUUCUUCCAGGACUGAACAGGCAAACUUUGGUUCAACUAGUUGUUGCAUCGGGUGCUGUCUCUUCAGCGGUCAUAACUUUAGCAGGGAUGGACAGAGACAAAGGGGGAGUGGUGUUAGACUGUGAGUCCAGAGGCUGGUAUCCAGAGCCGGAGGUGUUGUGGCUGGACGCUGAGGGAAACCUCCUCUCUGCUGGACCUACAGAGACAGUCAGAGGUCCUGAUGACCUCUAUACUGUCAGCAGCAGAGUGACUGUGGAGAAGAGACACAGCAACAGCUUCACCUGUAGAGUCCAACAGAAGAACACCAACCAGACCAGAGAGACGCACAUCACUGUUCCAGAUGAUUUCUUUAAACUCCAGUCCUGUUCAUCUCCCAUCAUUACUGGUCUGGCUGUUAGCUUUCUGUUACUUCUGUUACUUCUCAUUGUUGUGUGGAGAUGGAGACAAAACAUCAAGAACAUGAAAAGCCACUCAGAUGAAACUAUUAAAGGAGAAAAGAGUAACGGCUCUAAAACAACCAGAGCUGAAGAUCAGUUUGUCACCGAAGAGGAAACGAAGCCUUUGAAGGAUGAAGGGGAAGAGAAAACCAAAGAUGUAAAUAAAGAGACGGGAAAUAUUCAGUAGUAAAAAACUAAUAAUAUAAUUUGAUGUCAGCAAGAAGGAUAGAAAAUAUUGACAUCAAGCUACAGGACCUGGAAAAAAUACACAAAACUUUUUUUUGUUUUAAAAAAAGUCUGUAUUGUGUUCUUUGUUGUCAAACGGUCUUGGAAUUUCAGUUUGAUUUACUGAAACAUUAAUAAUUAUCAAACUGAAACUCAAAAUGAACCUCAGAUUAAUUAUUUCAUAAAUGUU
Messenger RNA from Anoplopoma fimbria (sablefish), 1273 nucleotides. RefSeq names its product butyrophilin subfamily 3 member A2-like. The coding region runs from base 38 to 1045 and encodes 335 amino acids. The transcript has 6 exons. The record is from RefSeq and is a predicted model, not a curated record. NCBI's taxonomy places the organism in Eukaryota, Metazoa, Chordata, Actinopteri, Perciformes, Anoplopomatidae.